AGAUCAUUUUUUACUGACCGCCUUUGGUGCCGCGAGGUCGUCUUAACGGAUAGUGUCCAGAUUUUGCAGCAUCCUAUGGUGCUCUUUUCUUAAUUUUUUAAGUGCCGAUUCGAUUUACUGAUAAUUACUGCGCACGUCCGUCUUUUCGGGUUGGAAGAACCCAAGUGUCCUCAGAGUUUUGUGGAUUUGACGAUCUCGUUCAAGUAACUCUGAUGAUCGGUCAAAUCCAAAGAUACAGUAUAUGCUCCUUACAUUGAUUCUUUCGUUGGAAUAAGACUUUAUUUUCGUAAAUUUUUCUUCGACGAUCUUGGUGUGAUUUGUUUCUAAAAAUCCGACUGUGAAUUGAUCAGAAAGAUGUAUUAUUGUUCGUGUUGAUAAGCGGAGCAUAGGAAUUUUCUCUUGAGGACGGCUGCACGUGGUCUCAAAACCAAGAUGCUCAAUCACACAGGAAGUUUGUUAUUGCAAACAAUGCUGUAUUUGGCAAACUCGGAAUUCUCAUCUCUGGAAUUGGACAACGGAACAGUUUUACAACCACAAACUGACGUAACGGCAAAAUGCUACGGCGAGUACGGGUGUUACUCGAUAAACUACCCUUGGAGUGAUAUUCUGAGACCAGUGGCGCAGUUUCCUGAAUCGCCGGAAAAAGUAAACCCCAAGUACUGCCUAUACACUCGACGCAACGCCGACUCGUGCGAGCUCUUAGACCACAAGGAUCCACUUACGAUGUACAAGUCUUAUCUCGUCCCUACACAUCGCAUUUACUUCAUAGCUCAUGGAUUCUUGGAGAGUGGGGACAGGCCUUGGAUAAAGAAACUGACAAAAGCGCUGUUACACAAAGGAGAUGUGAAUGUAAUUACGGUGGAUUGGGGAUCAGGGUCGAUGCCCCCGUAUGCGCAAGCGGUGGCUAACAUCAGACUGGUUGGAAGGAUCACUGCUCAUCUCAUCCAGACAAUGAGAAAAGAGUUGGGAGUUCGCGUGGAAUAUUGUCACAUAAUCGGACACAGUUUGGGCGGUCAUUUAGCCGGUUAUGUGGGUCAUGCUUUGCAAGAGCAGUUUGGUGUGAAGUUGGGAAGAAUCACCGGUCUGGAUCCAGCUGAGCCGCAUUUCAGUCAAACAGCCCCUGAAGUCAGACUCGACUCUACGGACGCCUCAUUUGUCGAUAUAAUCCAUACUGAUGCCACGCCUUUCAUCAAAGGAGGUCUCGGAAUGGAUGAGCCCAUCGGACAUUUGGACUUUUAUCCAAACGGAGGUGAAAGCCAACCUGGUUGUGAUCAGAGCAUGUCAAAAUUGAUAAAUGAUGAGAAGGGCAGUUUUUUCAAAGGUUUGCGCCGCUUCCUAAACUGCGACCACGUGAGAAGCUACGAAUAUUUUAUUGAGACCGUCAAUACGGACCCGCAGUGCUCAUUUCUUGCCGUUGAGUGCGAGUCAUGGGAAAAUUAUCUUGCGGGCAACUGCUUCGGAUGUGAUCAGAAAGAUCGCAUGUGUGCAACCUUUGGUUUUAAUUCAGUUCACUCGAUACAAAAAAUUGCUGCCACAAGGCACUCGAUUGUACCAAGUCCGACAAGGAAGGAGGUCAAGCUGUUUUUAAUCACAAAUAGCAAAGAACCAUUCUGCCAGGCUCAAUAUAAGGUCACAGUCAUGAUAUCGAACUCAACCCAAAGUGUGGAACAUGGAGGCGAGAUAGGGCUCUUCGAAAUUGAAAUAAUGGGAGCUCUUGGUAAAACCAAAUCAAUCCCACUCUUCAGGGAGCAGUAUUAUAAACCUGGAGGUACUUAUACCGGGGUGGUGGCAGAUGUGAACGUGGGACACCUACAGGGGGCAAUUCUUCAUUGGCAGCAUCGCACCACGUUCAAUAUACUAACCUGGCGAUUCGACAAUGUUGUCAUUUAUGUUAACCGAGUCAUCGUUGAAAGUUUACAUCCCAGUGAAAGGCUUGAGCUGUGUCCAGAAGGUAGCAGUGUUUUAGUGUCCGGGCGUUCAACAAAUCUCAACUCUUGCGUAUUUUCACCGGAGCCAGAAGUUAAAGUGAGCUGAGCUUUUGCGAUGUAGACUGAUGCAUCGAGUCAGCAUCGUGCUGGUAGACGCAAAAUCUGUUGGCGACGAUUUGGCUCUUGUUGACGUAUAAUAACUCAAAAGAACUAUAUCCAUCGAAUGAUCGCACCAUAUCAGCCCUUUGCUCGCUGGUCGGACUGAUAUGGUUCAAAAGGCAGCAACCCCAAGUUACGGGACUUUUUUUUAAUGGUGGUCGUUUCCGAUGAAUUGUCUACAUUUUCUUAAAAAAAAUAUGCAGCUGAGCUGGACUGAAUCUACUGGAAAGGAAAAAAAUGAGGAAGGAGUUGAGUUUCGAGUCUAACUUGCAGCAGAAGUGUCAAAUAUUGAUGACUCCACCAUUCCUUAAAAAUAGGUACGUAAAUUUUGUGAGUGCCCUAGGUUGAAGAUUCGUGCUUAAUAAUUAAAUUUAUAUUUAGAAAACAGGUAACUUUUUAACCUGGUUAUGUUCCUAUUAAGUUUAAGUACUAGAUACGUAUUUAAUAUCCGUGUAAACAACUUCUUAAAUAGAGUAUAUUUUACUAAUUACUGUAAGGAGUACCCUUAAUUGAACGAGAGAUUCAGAAUACCAGACUAUUGAAAACGUUCAAGCUUGAGCUGGUGGCAGAAUUUAUGUCCAUUAAAAAUUUCCUCUUAGAUCAUAAGAUUGGGAUAAUGAACCAAAUAUUGUCCUGUAGGGUCUUAACCGAGAAGUUUGAACUUGAUACUCUUUUUAGGAUUUUGUAUUUUCGAUUUUAAAUAUUCCUGUCAUCCUACUGCGGGUCAUAUAUUCUCACUCGCCAAUGAAGAUAAAAACUGCGACUAUGGGUAAAGUUUAUAAAAUUUCUGUGAUCUUUCGUGUCUGACUUUUCAAACGCAAAUUAAGACAAACUGGAGCAACUUGCAAAAUUUUCGCGUUGCUCUAUUGUGUUCCAAAGUUAGAUUGAACAACAGAUACCUAGGUAUUGCUUGAAAUGGGUGUAGUAAAUGAACAUUCAAAUAUUGAGAAUUUUAAGCUCAUUCUACGCUUCCUGUGACUUCAAAGUAAAAUAAUAAAUUAGAAGAUGAAUGUAACGUAAAAUAUAUGCUUUAAACCAUUAGAGAUGAAGUUUGAACAUGGUUAUCGUCUAAAAAUGCUGACUUGCAAUCUCGUCUGAGAGCUAUUUAGUCGAUGACUGAUAAAAAAUAUGAUACUCCGUAGAGUUUGGGGAAUCACCCGGUGAAAUAAUGAAUGUAUAUUAUGGAGUUGGAGUCUGUACCUUGAAUAGACAAUAGAGUAUUUUUGAUUUUACUUUUUUUUAAAUAUAUAUUUUGUAAAUUAAUUUCUAUUUAUACCUAUAUUAAUCAUAAAUUAUAAUGUGUUAUUGGGGUAGUAUUCAACUUAUCCACUGCGCCAGUUAGAAAUUGCUCUGAACUAUAUACCUAUCUCGAUCGUUUCAUUGUCAGUUGUGCAACAGCGAUAUGAGACUUAUAUCGCUCGAUGUACCAAAAAGCAAGCGUCUCAUAUAAUCACAAAGACAUCUCUAAUAAAAAAAUAAUCAAUGCAAAUCGCUGCAAAAAGAGAUUGUAAAACAUUUACUCAUUCAUUGAGAAUUAAUGUCCCUGAUUUUUUUUUUCAAAAGUGUUGGCGUCCUGUUUGCCAUUUAUAUUUCAUGUGUCUGUUAACGACAAAAUUUUGCAGUGUUUCAAAACUGAAUAAUAAAGGCACAUUAUUGGAGAUUUUUGAAAAUUAUUUGAAAACAUCUCUUCCUAACUUGCAUGAUUUUUCAAGUAUUAACUGUCUACCUAGGAGGCAUUUUUUAGAGAAAAAUUUGAAACACAUUUCAAUCAAGCCGCAGUAUGUUCAACUCACGGCGAGUGUAUCUUAACAAAUUUAUUUAGAUUUUAAGAGAAUUUUAUCACGAGAGCUGGCACAGCCUUUUGAAAUACGAAGAUACGCAAUGAGCAAUACGAGAGAAUGCUUCAGUGUCUGUCUCUGACAUGUGCGCCUUUAUUUAAAUGUGUUGUUGCAAUUAUUUUAGUCUCUUACAGGAAAAGAUGGGUCACACCAUGUGCGUAUAAUGUCGGUAAGUUGUAGCAAUCAAACAAUGUUAUAUAUAUCAUUGAUUUACUGUCACUCAUUCUACCCACAGGUACUAUUUUAAGGUUAGACAAAUUGGGCCAUAAAAUGAAGGAGAAGAAGAUUUUAUUUCUUAUUUGACUUUGUAAUUUUGAAUCUAUUCAUUAUUUUGAGACUAUUACGCCUCCUUGCCUUCAUCUCUCUAGGGAUAAUGACUAAUUUUGUGAAUUUUUCCUUGACAUGUUUUUAUACUCAAUAAAUUGUUGAUUUUUGAUAAUCGUU
This is a messenger RNA of Bemisia tabaci, 4369 nucleotides long. RefSeq names its product pancreatic lipase-related protein 2. Gene Ontology annotation, biological process: lipid catabolic process. Lineage: Eukaryota; Metazoa; Arthropoda; Insecta; Hemiptera; Aleyrodidae. Gene Ontology annotation, molecular function: triacylglycerol lipase activity; protein binding. The record is from RefSeq and is a predicted model, not a curated record.